AUGAACAGCACUACGGAACGUCUAACUUUAGCUGACGCGUAUUUUUCUUCCACAAACGAGUACUACUUCGAACGACCUCCCUCAUUAUUUCACAUAGUCUAUCAAUUUUAUCUAACUGGUCAGAUACAUCAGCCUUCCCAUCUUUGCCCCAUUGACAUCCUGGAUGAGUUAGAUUAUUGGGGUAUUGUACCGGAUAGCUACCUCGCUCCAUGCUGCUGUGCAGAUGAUAAUGUAUAG
Molecule: messenger RNA, 237 nt
Organism: Strongylus vulgaris
Lineage: Eukaryota; Metazoa; Nematoda; Chromadorea; Rhabditida; Strongylidae
Source: the annotation of a GenBank genome assembly